UACCGCAGACGUCCUGCCGUCAGGCCCACCCAUCAAAACCUUCCGGGCUGUCUUUUUUGCGGUUAGCAGUGACAACUUGAACUCUGUUCGUACGGAAGGCCGGCAACGACAAGUACAUAAGGCGGGUCCUUGAGGACCCGUGCUUCCCCAAAAGGAUGGCCCAUUUCUCUGGCGAGGACGAGGUGGUGAUGCAGACGAUGCUGAGGCAGUUGUUCCAGAGCGUAAAAGAGAAGAUCACGGGUGCCCCCUCUCUGGAGUGCGCCGAGGAAAUCCUCUUACAUCUGGAGGAAACUGAUGAAAAUUUUCACAACUAUGAAUUUGUGAAAUAUCUUAGACAGCAUAUAUAUAACACUUUGGGGUCCAUGAUUGAAGAAGAAAUGGAAAAAUGGAUGUCUAAUCAGAAUCAGGAUGAAGAAUCUGGCUAUGACACAGUUGUACAGCAUGUUACUAAAAGAACCCAGGAAUCUAAAGAAUACAAAGACAUGAUGCAUUCCCUGAAGAACAUCAUGAUGGUAGUGGUGGAAUCUAUGAUUAACAAGUUUGAAGAAGAUGAGGUACGGAGUCAAGAGAGUCAGAAAAAAAUCCAGAAGGAGAAGAGCAACAGUUACUGCACAGACAAUUGCUCUGAUAGUGAUUCAUCUUUCAAUCAGAGUUACAAAUUUUGUCAAGGAAAAUUACAAUUGAUUUUAGACCAGUUGGAGCCUGGGCAACCUAAAGAGGUGAGAUAUGAAGCCUUGCAAAUGUUAUGUUCAGCUCCGCCAUCUGAUGUACUGAAUUGUGAAAAUUGGACCACUCUCUGUGAAAAACUGACGAUGUCCCUUUCAGAUCCUGAUCCUGUGUUUAGUGACCGGAUUUUAAAAUUCUAUGCACAGACAUUUACUCUUUCACCGUUACAUAUGACCAAGGAAAUUUAUACAAGCUUAGCUAAAUAUUUGAAGUUAUACUUUCUUUCUAGAGAAAAUCAUAUUCCUACUCUGUCAACUGGUAUAGAUAUAAGUAAUCCUAAUGUGAUCUGCUUACUUAAAAAGGUUCGUCUUCUAAAUGAAUAUCAGAAAGAGGCUCCAUCUUUCUGGAUUCGUCACCCAGAAAAGUAUAUGGAAGAGAUUGUGGAGAAUACUUUGUCCUUAUUAUCCGUUAAACAUGAUCAGGGCCAUCUUGUCUCACAAAAGAUUUUGGAUCCAAUCUACUUUUUUGCAUUGGUUGAUACCAAAGCUGUGUGGUUCAAAAAGUGGAUGCAUGCAUAUUAUAGCAGAACUGCAGUACUAAGACUUCUUGAAAAGAAAUAUAAAUCUUUGAUAACUACAGCAGUUCAGCAGUGUGUUCAGUACUUUGAGUUGUGUGAGGCCAUGAAAAUCGAUGAGAUUUUGGGUCAUUCAAAGCAUUGUGGGAACAAACAGAAAACCUUCUACUACUCAGGACAAGAAUUACAAUAUAUUUAUUUCAUUCACUCACUGUGCCUUUUAGGAAGAUUAUUGAUCUAUACACAAGGCAGACGGCUAUUUCCUAUAAAGCUGAAGAAUAGAAAAGAUUUAGUAUCCCUUACAGAUCUUGUGGUUUUGUUUACCCAACUUAUCUAUUACUCACCAAGUUGUCCAAAGAUGACAUCUGCUGCACAUCUAGAUAAUUACUCUCCUGCAAGUAUGGUGACUGAAGUUCUUCAGAUACUCUGUGAUCAGAAAGAAUGUGCAAUUGAAUGCUUGUAUAACAACACUGUGGUUGAGGCACUUCUUCAGCCUAUUCAUAACUUAAUGAAAGGAACUAAGACUGCUCCAAAUUGCUCUGAAACCGCUUUAAUUCACAUAGCUGAUAUAUUGGCAAGAAUAGCGUCUAUAGAAGAAGGACUUACCUUACUUCUUUAUGGAGAAAAUAUGAACUCUUCUGGAGAAAAAAGUUCUACAGGUGCUCAUAUAAUUGCCCAGUUUUCGAAAAAACUUCUUGAUGAAGACAUUUCUAUUUUUUCUGGUUCGGAAAUGUUGCCUGUGGUUAAAGGAGCUUUUAUUUCUGUGUGUCGUCAAAUAUAUGGUACAUGUGAAGGCUUACAGGUGUUAAUUCCUUAUAGUUUGCAUGAGUCUAUAGCAAAAGCAUGGAAAAAGACAAGUUUGCAAUCUGAAAGAACUCCUACUCCAGUAAAGUGCUUGGAAUCUAUUUCUUCAGUAAGCCAGGAAUCCCAAAACCUUAUGGCUUGGGAAGAGAAUUUGUUAGAUGAUUUACUAAAUUUUGCUGCCACUCCCAAAGGACUACUAUUUCUUCAAAGAACAGGUGCCAUCAACGAAUGUCUGACAUUUAUGUUCAACCGAUAUGCAAAAAAAUUACAGAUCAGCAGGCAUAAAAAGUUUGGCUACGGAGUUUUGGUUACACAAGUGUCAUCAACAGCAGCAGGUGCAGUGGCACUACAAAGUUCAGGGUUUAUUAAUGCACUUAUAACUGAAUUAUGGACCAAUCUGGAAUGUGGAAGAGAUGAUGUUAGAGUAACCCAUCCCAGAUCUACUCCAGUGGAUCCUAUUGACCGGAGCUGUCAAAAGUGUUUUCUAGGACUGGUGAACUUGUUACCUUAUCCUGCUGUUUAUGAGCUGGUAGGCAAUCGAGAGCUUCCUAAUAAAGCAGAAUAUUCUCUUCGUGAAGUCCCAACAUGUGUUAUUGAUAUUAUAGAUAGACUUAUACUUUUGAAUUCAGAAGCGAAGAUUCGUUCUUUAUUCAACUAUGAACAGUCACACAUCUUUGGUCUAAGGUUAUUAGGUGUGGUAUGCUGUGAUCUAGACACUCUUCUCCUAUUGGAGGCUCAGUAUCAAGUAUCUGAAGUGUUACUGAAUGCUCAAGAAGAAAAUAUCUUAGAGAACUCUGAAAGCCACAGGGAUUUUAUAAUUGAUGGCUUAUCUGUAGAGAGAAAUCAUGUUCUUGUUAGAAUAAAUUUGAUUGGUGGGCCUAUGGAACGAAUUCUGCCACCAAGGGUACUACAGAAGGGUGAUGAUCCGUAUCCUUGGCCAAUGUUUUCAUCAUAUCCUUUACCAAACUGCUACCUGUCAGAAGUUACACAAAAUGCUGAUCUAAAACAAGACAAUGAUCUUGGCAAACUUUUAUUAUGCUUCAAAAUGUCUGAUAAACAAACUGAGUGGAUAGAAAACUGCCGAAAACAGUUUUGCAAAAUGAUGAAGGCUAAACCUGAUAUAAUCAGUGGAAGUGCUUUACCAGAAUUGCUUGAAAAAUUUGUGCUUCAUCUCUCUGAAAGCCCAUCUGAAUGUUACUUCCCCUCAGUGGAAUAUACAGCUACUGAUGCAAAUGUGAAGAACGAAAGUCUUUCAUCUGUGCAGCAGCUUGGCAUUAAAAUGACUGUCAGGUAUGGCAAGUUCCUCAACCUGUUGAAAGACAGUGCAGAAAAUGAUCUUACGUUGGUUUUAAAGCACUGUGAGAGAUUCCUGAAACAGCAGCAAGUACCCAUAAAAUCUUCUCUUCUCUGCCUGCAGGGGAGUUAUGCUGGCCAUGACUGGUUUGUAUCUUCUCUGUUCAUGAUAAUGUGUGGGGACAAAGAGAAAACAUUCAGAUUUCUUCAGCAGUUCUCCAGGCUUCUGACCUCUGCUUUCCUUUGGUUGCCAAGACUACAUAUUUCUAGGUACCUACCUGCUGACACUAUAGAAUCUGGCAUCCAUCCGAUAUACUUUUGCAGCACUCAUUAUAUUGAAAUGCUCCUGAAGGUGGAGGUGCCACUUGUGUUUUCAGCUUUUCACAUGUCUGGUUUUGCACCAUCCCAGAUAUGCCUACAGUGGAUAACUCAGUGUUUUUGGAAUUAUUUAGAUUGGAUAGAAAUCUGCCAUUAUAUCGCUACUUGUGUUUUCCUUGGUCCUGAUUACCAAGUGUAUAUCUGUAUAGCUAUAUUCAAACACUUACAACAAGACAUUCUGCAGCACACUCAGACUCAAGAUCUGCAGGUUUUCCUAAAAGAAGAAGCACUGCAUGGGUUUCGAGUGAGUGAUUACUUUGAAUACAUGGAGAUUUUGGAACAAAACUACCGACCAGUGGUACUGAGGGACAUGCGCAAUGUUAGAGUGCAGAGCGCAUAGAUGGUGGCACAGACAGUUGAAUGCCACGUUUUAUUUCUGUUUAAAGGAAACAAUCGUUUUCUGUGUCUAUAACAGCAUAUGCUUUGUGAAUAUAUAUAUAUUGUGAAUCAAUGCUGAGACUUUUUGAAUAUAAUAAUAUAUUCAAGUAGAUAUAGCUCAAUUUGUCACAUGAAGUAAAUUCUUUUUUGUAAGUUU
Messenger RNA from Leopardus geoffroyi (Geoffroy's cat), 4250 nucleotides. It is a transcript of the gene TBC1D32, whose product is annotated as TBC1 domain family member 32. Bases 156 to 4055 code for a protein of 1299 amino acids. Lineage: Eukaryota; Metazoa; Chordata; Mammalia; Carnivora; Felidae. Gene Ontology annotation, biological process: non-motile cilium assembly. The record is from RefSeq and is a predicted model, not a curated record. The transcript is spliced from 34 exons.